Messenger RNA from Punica granatum (pomegranate), 1209 nucleotides. Lineage: Eukaryota; Viridiplantae; Streptophyta; Magnoliopsida; Myrtales; Lythraceae. The record is from RefSeq and is a predicted model, not a curated record.
CAUGAUCGGCCUAGAAUGAGCUUCUGCCGCAACGAUUUCUUUGUCUUCCUCCCCGCGGAGUUGCGGGAAUGAGGGAAAUGGCGUUGAAGCUGCUCCAGUGGAAGUUCUACGGCCAAGAGCGGGCACCGUUAUCGUCUCACAUCCCCGGACCGGCCUGCAACUUCAGACGGAGGCGACCGCAAGUGGUGGCUUUCGCCGUUAAGAGGAACCCCAAGCGCCUCAAGUACGCCACUCCCCGCUUCACCAAGGAGGAUGGAUUGCUUUAUGUGCAAGUGGAUCCAUCAGGAUCAGACAGCUGGAAACUCGAACCCGUGGUCGACAUUUUGAGAAAGGGAGCAGUCGGAGUCAUUCCUACUGACACUGUGUAUGCCAUUGCCUGCAAUUUGAAGAGCCACUCAGCUAUUGAACGUCUACGUAGAAUCAAAAAUAUAGCAGAUUCCAAGCCCCUCAGUAUAUUAUGCCACUCCUUCCGGGACAUUGAUACAUAUACACUGGGAUUUCCCUGUGGUGAUGGUCAAGGACAUACAAACAUUUUCCGAGCUGUCAAGCAAUGCUUACCUGGUCCAUAUACAUUCAUUUUAACUGCAAGCAAAGAAUUACCAAGGCAAUGUUCAAGAUACGGUACUAGAGCUGCCAAGUAUGCUUCCAGGAAAAAUGUUGGUGUCCGAAUGCCUGAUGAUGCCAUUUGUCAAGCAAUAUUAGAGAAGUUGGAAGCGCCCCUUAUAUCGACCAGUGUCAAGUGGCCAAAGGAAAACGAAUGGAUGAUAGAUCCAGUUGUGAUAGCUGAUAUAUAUGGACCGGAGGGACUUGAUUUCGUGGUUGACGGUGGUGUGAGAGUAGCUGAUCCAUCCACAGUAGUUGACAUGACUGGAGGUUAUCCAAAAGUUGUACGCCAAGGAAAGGGACCUAAGUUGCAUUGGAUGGUAUCAGAAGAAGAUGUUGAUGGUGCAGAUCAUGAGAAAGAUGUCGCUAUCGAUGCCAUUUGAUGGAGCUGCUUUAACCAAGGGGCGUGAAGUGGAAGAUUCAUAGGGAGAUAGCAUUUGCUCCCCGCUGUACAGCGACUUGAAUGAAUCGCAGUUCAUAUAAUCCCGAUCGAGCGAGAAGUUUGUGCAAAUGUUGUGGAAAUAAACACAGUGAGAAAAGCUGUGCUUGUAAGAAUCAAAAUGUCAGACUACGAACACGACCAUUAUUCAUCACAUUGGCACAUGA